UGCCCAGGAUGAAAGCAAAGCAACUGGUCCUGCAAGACAGAAUUAGCUGUUCCUACGGGUCUGGAUCAUCCUCUUCCCAAACCAAGGGUACCAUGGAGGUGCUGCCUUCUCAGCUCGUCACCCACCCAAGGGUCCCUGGAGCCAACCUUGAGGGCUGUGGGGAGGUACCUCAGCUUAGCCCUUGCACAGUCCCAAUGGACACAGGCUCCCUGCUGCCCAAGGAUCUGCUUUCCACACAGCCAGGAGUGCCUUUCCCUACCACAGGCUCCCUGCCGCCCAAGGAUGUGCCUGAGACACAGCCGGGAGUGCUUUUCCCAAGCAGACUAUGCAACGCAAAGAGCUGCCUUCAACCCAGCUGGGAGUACCUCCCCGUCACCUGCUCCUCCACGUGCCACCUCCUCUCCACUAAGUGCCUGAGGCCUCCCUCCAGGAUGCUGCCACUGCUCCCUGCUCUUCUUGGGCACACUGCAGAACCCCCUUUGUCACUGCCUCCCCCAGAGCCCAACUUCUAAGGCACCAAACACCCAAGAUUAACAGGCUUUUAUUGCUGAACUGGACAUACACGUUGAGCCUUUGUUUGUGGUCAAAGGUGUUGAAUUCUUGCUGAUCAGCCAAAGAGUUUGUCACCAGGGAGCUUGUCCUCUGAAUGAGCUGGAUUUAUACUGCACCUGCCAGAAUACAGCUCCCUGGUGCCAUGGGGGUGCCAGGCAUGGAUGCAUUCCACUCCUAACAGCACCAACUUCAUCUGUCACCAAGGGGUGGGACCAUGAGGUCUUAGGCCAAAUUCCUCUCUAAAAAAAGCCCCAAAGUCUUUGAAACUUGAAUUCAAUGAUGUAUCUCCCUCCCUAGCUUUUUUGCAAUGAAAAAUACUUGUGUAUCUUA
Molecule: messenger RNA, 882 nt
Organism: Piliocolobus tephrosceles (Ugandan red Colobus)
Lineage: Eukaryota; Metazoa; Chordata; Mammalia; Primates; Cercopithecidae
Product: ANTXR like
Exons: 2
Coding region: 9-512 (167 amino acids)
Source: RefSeq, a predicted model, not a curated record